This is a messenger RNA of Coturnix japonica (Japanese quail), 7151 nucleotides long. The record is from RefSeq and is a predicted model, not a curated record. Lineage: Eukaryota; Metazoa; Chordata; Aves; Galliformes; Phasianidae.
UUCUUGCUGCUGACGACAUGUGUGUGACAUGUGAGCCUGAACCACCCAGCGUCUGUGCAGGAGCUGUAAACAUGUUUACCUGAACAGGGAAGAAAAAUGGAUUUUUCUCUUAGAGGUGCACUGAUACGGACAGCGUGCUCUUAAUGCGUAUCAACAGAUGACUCGAGAGGGAAAUUCUCUGGAAGCGCAGCUAUUGAAAUCAAUGGGAGAAAAGAGAUUCCCGAUUGCUGCAGCAAAUGGCAACUUGUGCAGUCACCAAUUACAAUAACGUGAUAGAAGCAAACUCAGAUUCAGAUGACGAAGAUAAAUUGCAUAUCGUAGAAGAAGAAAGUAUAACUGAUGCAGCAGACUGUGAUGCAAGUGUGCCAGAAGAUGACCUGCCAACAGACCACACAGUGUUACCAGAAAACAGUGAAAGGGAAGGGAGCACAAACAGCUGCUGGGAAGAUGAAGGAAAAGAAAGAAAGGAAAUCCUGGGGCCUGAAGCUCAGUCAGAUGAAGUUGGAUGUACAGUAAAAGAAGAUGAAUGUGAUUCCGAUGCAGAAAAUGAACAGAACCAUGACCCUAAUGUUGAAGAGUUCCUUCAACAAGAAGAUACAGCUGUUAUUUACCCUGAAGCACCUGAGGAGGACCAGAGACAAGGCACACCAGAAGCUAGUGGUCAGGAUGAGAAUGGAACACCCGAUGCGUUUUCCCAGCUGCUUACCUGCCCAUACUGCGAUAGAGGGUACAAGCGCUUUACCUCUCUGAAGGAACACAUUAAAUACCGCCAUGAAAAAAACGAGGAUAACUUCAGUUGCUCCCUUUGCAGUUACACGUUUGCAUACAGAACACAGCUGGACCGCCACAUGACAUCGCACAAGUCGGGACGAGAUCAGAGACAUGUGACGCAGUCCAGUGGUAAUCGAAAAUUCAAGUGCACUGAAUGUGGAAAAGCUUUUAAAUAUAAACAUCAUCUAAAGGAGCACCUACGAAUCCACAGUGGAGAGAAGCCAUAUGAGUGCCCAAACUGCAAGAAACGUUUUUCCCAUUCUGGUUCAUACAGCUCACACAUAAGCAGUAAGAAGUGUAUUGGUUUGAUGCCCGUGAAUGGUCGAGCUCGGUCAGGGCUCAAGACGUCUCAGUGCUCCUCCCCUUCCCUUUCUGCAUCACCCGGUAGCCCAGCAAGACCACAGAUACGACAAAAGAUAGAAAAUAAACCCUUGCAAGAGCAACUUCCUGUUAACCAAAUUAAAACUGAACCUGUGGAUUAUGAAUUCAAGCCCAUAGUGGUUGCUUCAGGAAUUAAUUGUUCGACCCCUUUGCAGAAUGGGGUUUUUAGUGGUGGUAGCCCAUUGCAGGCAACCAGUUCUCCUCAGGGUGUGGUGCAAGCUGUUGUUCUGCCAACAGUGGGUCUCGUGUCUCCCAUAAGCAUCAACUUAAGUGACAUUCAAAAUGUACUUAAAGUGGCAGUGGAUGGUAAUGUAAUAAGGCAAGUAUUGGAAAACAAUCACGCUAACCUUGCAUCCAAAGAACAAGAAACAAUCAGCAAUGCAUCUAUACAACAAGCUGGCCAUUCCGUCAUUUCAGCUAUCAGUCUUCCUUUGGUUGACCAGGAUGGGACAACCAAAAUUAUCAUCAACUACAGCUUGGAGCAGCCGAGUCAACUUCAGGUUGUUCCCCAGAAUCUAAAAAAAGAACAUUCUGUUCCUACAAACAGUUGCAAAAAUGAAAAGUUACCAGAAGAUCUUACGGUGAAGUCUGAGAAAGAUAAAAACUUUGAAGGAGAGACCAAUGAUAGCACUUGUCUUCUUUGUGAUGACUGUCCAGGAGAUCUUAAUGCACUUCAAGAAUUAAAGCACUAUGAAACAAAAAAUCCUCCUCAGCUUCCUCAGUCCAGUGGAACAGAAGCUGAGAAGCCCAGCUCCCCCGCCCCAUCAGAAACUGGGGAGAACAACUUAACUCCUGGUCAGCCACCUUUAAAGAACCUUUUAUCGCUCCUAAAAGCAUAUUAUGCAUUAAAUGCACAACCAAGCGCAGAAGAGCUUUCAAAAAUAGCCGAUUCUGUAAACCUGCCACUGGAUGUGGUAAAAAAGUGGUUCGAAAAAAUGCAAGCCGGACAAAUUUCUGUGCAGUCUUCUGGACCAUCUUCUCCCGAACAAGCUAAAAUAAGCAGUCCCACCGAUAACGAUGAUCAAGCAGCAACUACAAAUGAGAGCGAACCCCAGAACAGCACAAACAACUCACAAAAUCCGGCCAAUACAAAUAAAUCUCAGACUUCAUCAGGGGGAUCAACUCAGAAUGGUUCGCGCAGUAGCACGCCAUCCCCAUCACCACUAAACCUUUCUUCAUCAAGAAAUUCACAGGGUUAUACGUACACAGCAGAGGGUGUACAAGAAGAGCCACAAAUUGAACCUCUUGACCUUUCACUACCAAAGCAACAUGGAGAACUGUUGGAAAGAUCUACCAUAACUAGUGUUUACCAGAACAGUGUUUAUUCUGUCCAGGAAGAACCUUUGAACUUAACUUGUGCAAAAAAAGAACCACAAAAGGACAACAGUAUUACAGACUCUGAUCCUAUUGUAAAUGUAAUCCCACCAAGUGCCAAUCCCAUAAAUAUUGCUAUACCUACAGUCACUGCCCAGUUACCUACAAUUGUUGCCAUUGCUGACCAGAACAGUGUUCCAUGCUUGAGAGCUCUUGCUGCCAAUAAGCAAACCAUUUUGAUUCCCCAGGUGGCUUACACGUACUCUACUGCAGUUAGCCCUGCAGUUCAGGAAACACCACCAAAACAGACCCAAGCCAAUGGAAGUCAGGACGAAAGGCAGGACACUAGCUCAGAAGGAGUAUCGAAUGUAGAAGACCAAAAUGAUUCUGAUUCAACACCCCCAAAGAAGAAAAUGAGAAAGACGGAAAGUGGCAUGUAUGCGUGUGACUUAUGUGACAAGACAUUCCAGAAGAGCAGUUCCCUGCUGCGACACAAAUACGAGCACACAGGUAUGUACUAGGAAAUGCAGGCUCAGAUCUUUGUUUUGUUGAUUCUGAGUAACUGAUAAGCUCAGUUGAAAUUCAGUUCUCAAAAAUCAUUUUAAGAACAGAGUGAAGUAUAACAGUCCUUAUUAUGAUCUGUGCCCAGCCCUGGUUAGAACCCACGCUUUAUAUACUUAUUUGACAGAACUGCAGUACCGUGCUUGAAUUUGUAAGGUCUAAACCCCGAAUAGAACUUCUGGGAUUUUCUUCCAUCUGGCUCAUGGACAAUCAUCAGUGUGCUACAAUAUGCAAUUAAGGAUUUAUUAUUUCUAAGUUACCUGGCCUGCUUUUAAAUAAAGAAAAAUGAUAAACUAUAAAAAAAGGACAGUGUGUAUAUAUGAUAUUUUACCAUGAAGGCCAGUGUACCAAGCAUGAAGGGUUCUCCAACUUAGCCAAAUUUGUAGUUACAUGAACUUAGUAAACAUUCAUUGGACAUGGAAUCUAUUCUCAAAGGAAUAUCAUUUUGGCUUUGGUUUUCAUUUCCAAUUUUUCAUAACUGUUCUUUUCAGUUCCAGUUCUGGUAUCUUCAGUCUUCUUUUGAAUAAGUGUUACUCUCUUUUUUCUUUAGCUGUCUCUUCAAAAAUGUCUUUUCUUGUUGGUUAAUUGCCUACAUUAUGUUUCUGCGUAUUAAUGGUUUUAUUUCAUUUUACUUAAAUAUACAAUUGAAAGCAUAUAAGGCUCACCUUUGUCUUUACCAUUUGUUUAAACCUCUCAACUUGUGUUCAUUAAGAAUAUCUUCUAUUUUCAUACAUUCCCACUUUGAGACUCUCUAAUCCUCCUUUUCAUAAUACAGUUGUGCUUUCCAUUCUGCUCUUAAAUGAAGUGCAGUGUUCAGAAAUGCUGCUUGUUUGACAUGGUGUGGCAUGGAGCAUGAUCAGCAAGCCACUGUCUCUUUGUCUGGGUCCUUUAUGUCUGGGCAGAAGCUUUAUGGGUUUGUUUUGCCUAACAACUUGGAGUGCUGGAAUCAAGAUUACAUAGUUGGGUCCACACUGUCUUUAUGAGUCUCUAAACACAGCAGCAGGAAGGCAAGUAGCAAAGAAGCGGGUAGAAAGUUGGAAAAAAAGGGCAGGAAGAGAAGUAGAUGAAACAAAGCAGAUUUUUCCAGUUGAUAUACAUGUAGUCAGCAAGUUUGCUAUGUAAGGCACUCACCUGUCCCAGGCAAGAUUUUGGAAUGAUUUACCUUUUACCUGUGACAUGAUUCAAGGGCUUGUGCAUGAAAGCUAACAUGAAAGCUCAUUGAUUUUAAAUUUCCAUCACUAUAGAAGAGCUGAAAUGGUUUUGAGUUUGAAUAACUUUUAUUGCAUAAAAAUGCCUCCUUUCCUAAUCUAUUUAUAUUCAUGCUUGUUUUGUGCUCCAAGUUGCAUCUGAGAAUCUGUUUAUCUCUUGAUGUUCAUUUUCCUAAGAGGGUUAUAAAUAGCUUUGUAGUUUUACAAUGUGCCCUUGUGCCUUGUAUCCCUAUGUAAGAAACCCAGGCCCGACAAUGCUGAGAGCAAACUGCUAAAUGCAAUUACUCAUUGUUGGUAAUACAGUCACCAACAGCACAUUAUAAUGAAAGCAACAGCACAGAAUUUUUAAAUAUUAACUUUAAGGAAUCCUUUCUUUUUUUUCUUUGUGUGUGUGUGUGUGCGCUUUAUUUUCUAGGUAAAAGACCUCACGAGUGUGGAAUCUGUAAGAAAGCCUUCAAACACAAACACCAUUUGAUUGAACACAUGCGACUGCAUUCUGGGGAGAAACCCUACCAAUGUGACAAAUGCGGAAAGCGCUUUUCACACUCGGGGUCAUACUCUCAACACAUGAAUCAUCGCUACUCCUAUUGCAAAAGAGAGGCAGAGGAGCGUGACAGCACGGAGCAGGAGGAGGUGGGACAGGAGGUGCUCAGCAGCGAGCACACUGGUGCCAGGGCAUCGCCAUCGCAGAUCGACUCCGAUGAGAGAGAGAGUCUAACCAGGGAAGAAGAGGAAGAUAGUGAAAAAGAGGAAGAGGAGGAGGAGGAAAAGGAGGUAGAAGGACUUCAGGAAGAAAAAGAAUGUAGAAAACUACAAGAUGUAGAGGAGGAAGAAGUAGAAGAAGAAGAAGAAGAAGAGGAAGGGAAAACUGAAGGUAACAAGAACGAUGAUGUUGUAACUCAAGCAAGCAAUGCAGAGCCAGAAGUUAUACAGAGCAAUGGGCAAGUGUCAGAAGAAAAAACAAAUAAAGCUUAAAUGAUAGUUUUUUCUAUAUGGAAAAAAAUAAAUCGGUAAUGAAGAUCGUUCUAUAUUAUACAUGCUUUUCAUGGAAACACGGUAGCCUGCAUACUGUGAUUUCUGUUCACUACUGUGUAAAAAAAUAUAUAUAUAAAAAAAGAAAAAAGAAAAAAAAAAAAGAAAUCCAGGUGUGCCUGAACCUCAAACUUAGUAAUUUUUCACACAGUUUUCAAAGUUAGGAACAAGUUUGUAACAUGAAGCAGAUUAGAAAAAUACAGUGACUCUGGAAGCAAAGGUUUAACAGGUUGUAGGAAACCUGAUUUAUUAGACAAGCAUCUGGCAUUGUUUGUUUUAUCAGUAUUAAUUUUCAUUCUUACGUUGAUUAAUUUUUAAGCUGUACAAUUGGGAGAGAUUUAUAUGAUUUUUUUUGUUUUGUUUUGUUUUGUUUUGUUUUUUUAAUGGCAAAGCAUUUCCUAAAUCCGCUUCAGUAUUUUAUUAUGUUUUUAAAAUGUGAGAACUUCUGCACUACAGAAUUCCCUUUUGCAGAAACCUCUAACAGUGCUUGGCUACCUUUGUAAAUUCAACCUAGAAGGUAGCGGUUAUAACAUUAGAUGUUGUAGUAGAGCAUAUUAUCAUUUAAAGUGUAUUGUUAGCCUUAAGAAAGCAGAUGAUAGAAGAACUAAAGUUUCUUACUCAUGUGGUUAAAAAUGUAGUUGAAAAGAUUGUUGUUGAGUUCUGAUUGCAGGGACUAACAGUGUUGAUACCGGUAAGGACAGCCAAGUCGUCAAAAUCAGUGUUUGUAAUUGUGUUUUGAGUAUGUAGUAACAAUAUGAAGGAUAUGAUAUGAAGCUUUGUAUCUCCUUUGGCCUUAUGCAAGACCUGUGUGCUGUAAGUGCCAUUUAUCAGUAUUACAAAGGCUCUCACCAGCCUUUCUCCAAUGCGUGGCCUACAAUAACUAGCAUUUGUUGAUUUGUAUCAAACUUCUAAUCUAAUCAUGGGGGAAAAAACACUCAGCCAUCAGAGAAGUAAGAACACUGGUAUCUUUCAUUAUUUAAUUAUUUGGUGGUAUUUUUGGUUAAUACCUGACUUGCAGAAUUUCUCUACGAUAAUUACAAGGGAAAUUUUCUAAUCUGCUUUAUUGCUUUAUCGGUUUACUUUAAUUUCAGACACAUACAUGACAUGUUAUCUGGCUCAUAAGUAUUUUCAAAUGUUAGUUAUUAUGGACCCCAUUUAUUAACAAUGUUAGCUGAUUUUUACCUAUCAGUAUUAUUUUAUUUCUUUUAGUUUAUAGAUCUGUGCAACAUUUUGUACUGUAUGUCUCCAAACCUGGCAGUAUUAAUACCCUUCUUACUGACAUAUGUACCUUUUUAGUUUUAGAAAACUUUUAUAUUUAUGUGUCUUAUUUUUAUAUUUCUUUAUUUAUUACACAGUGUAGUGUAUAAUACUGUAGUUUGUAUUAAUACAAUAAUAUAUUUUAGUAUGAAAAUUUGGAAAGUUGAUAAGAUUUAAAGUAGAGAUGCAAUCGGUUCUCUUGCAUUGAGAUUUGAUUUAACAGUGUUAUGUUAACAUUUAUACUUGCCUUGGACUGUAGAACAGAUGAAUUAAAAUGGGAAUGUAUUAAUUUUACAAUUGCAAUCAAUUCAUUUUACCUUUACCCAGUUUUUAAUAUAAAGCUCUUAAAUUUUGAAAUUCACUGUGUGACUAAUAGCAUGAUGCUCUGCAGUUUUAUUAAGAGAUUAGCCUAACCAUAAAACUCUCAUUUCCUUAGUAAGCCAAAUUAGAAUAAUCUUAUAAACAGUGUUGGGAACAACGUUUAACAUUUUUGUGCCAAUUUGUUCCUGUAUUCAUGUAUGUAUGUUACAAACCUGAAACUUCAUUUUUAAGUUCCUUGUUACAUCAUGGUCAUUUUCUAGUUUUUUACCAGACUCCCCAUCUCACAAUAAAAUGCGUCAACAAGUC